Messenger RNA from Megalops cyprinoides (Indo-Pacific tarpon), 3574 nucleotides. It is a transcript of the gene zbtb21, whose product is annotated as zinc finger and BTB domain containing 21. Gene Ontology annotation, molecular function: protein binding; DNA-binding transcription factor activity, RNA polymerase II-specific; RNA polymerase II cis-regulatory region sequence-specific DNA binding. The record is from RefSeq and is a predicted model, not a curated record. Bases 467 to 3541 code for a protein of 1024 amino acids. The transcript is spliced from 2 exons. Gene Ontology annotation, biological process: regulation of transcription by RNA polymerase II. Lineage: Eukaryota; Metazoa; Chordata; Actinopteri; Elopiformes; Megalopidae. Gene Ontology annotation, cellular component: nucleus.
CGCAAGCGACUCUGCUGUAUCCGUUUUGGAUGCUGCGUCUGCGCUCUUUGAGAAAAAUGACAGGAGAUGGCGUUUGCGCAGGCUCAUUGACCACACUGUUUUUCCAUGUCUGUCUUUGGACUGUCGCGGGCUUGCGUGUACAGUAAAGAGCUUUGUGUAUGGAUUAGCGUCACUACUUUGUCGCUGUUUCGAGAUUCUUUAAUAUGUGACUGAGCGAGUCACGGGGGCUAACUAGCUAGCUAGAUGUCAAGGCUGUCAUGUGUGGAAUUAAUGACAUUUAACUUCGUGUUGUUAGCGAGCUGGCUAGCUUGCGCACUCCGGUUCUGACACUAACUUGGUCAAACCAGCAUGACAGCAUGAAUUUAGCCACGCUGUGAACCAUCAGUUAGAAAGUGCUUCGCAUUAAUUAACGUUAGACAUGACGGAAGCGACUUCCAGGUUUGAGCAUGUAAAAAUAUGAGCCAAGAUGGAGAGCCUGGUGCAUUACAUCAAUCCCGCACAUGCCAUCUCCCUGCUCGGUGUCCUCAAUGAGCAGCGUCUGAAAGGUCAGCUCUGUGACGUGAUCUUGAUUGUAGGGGACCAGAAGUACCAGGCUCACAAGAGCGUUCUCGCCGCGAGCAGUGAGUAUUUCCAGUCCCUCUUUGUCAGGAAACAGUCGGAAGCACAGGCUGCGGUCCAGCUGGAUUUCUGUGAGCCAGACGCCUUUGAGAAUGUGCUAAAUUAUAUUUACUCCUCAUCUCUGUUUGUGGACAAAGGCAGUCUGGCAGCGAUUCAAGAGCUGGGAUACAGUUUAGGAAUCCCCUUUCUGACCAACAUAAUGUCAGCAAAGCCUCAGGUUUCUUACAGUGUGUCCAGAAAGAGGAUGUCCUUUUCCGGUGAGGAUGACAAUGGUUACCAGCAAAGAAGUGUCAUUGUUCGUCAGAGUCGCAGCGAUCAACCCGCCGCCAGUUCCUCUCAUCUCAAGGGCCUAAAUCUGCAGGGAAAAUCUACAACAAAACAAACACCCCCCAAAGAGAUGUUAUCUACUGAGCCUCUUGGUGAAACCUGCCAGUUUACAGGAUAUGACAAACAAGUUGAAACUUCAAGGAAUACAACGCCCAUCCUCAGAAAGUCUACAGAACCAACUGGGAGUCUUGGCAACACAUCAAGUCCAUCCGCUUCUCUCUCGAGGGAGAGAGUAUUAUACACUUCAUGCACUCGACCACAGCUGACCACUUCGGUUUCCUUUAGUGAAUCUCAGAUACAGCACAGCAGGUUACAGUCAGACGCUGUGGGCGUUAGAGAUGAGCCAUCUACCCCGAUGUACAAUCCAAAACAGGCAUUUCCAAGCAAGGCAAGUGAAUCGAGCCAGACCAUUGACAGAAGUGGCCCACUCAUAAAAAGUCUGCUGCGCAGAUCAUUGUCCAUGGACAGCCCCGUUCCAGUCUUUUCGCCAGCGCUGGAACUCAAAGCAGCGCAGAGCCGAGAGCAGUCUGUUGUGAAGAUGGCAACGAAGAAUUCGACUGACAGGGAGCCAGCAGAGCACAAACAUCAGAAUGCAAAUGCAGUCCCACCUUUGAUUCUCAAAUCCAGACAGUGCAAUAGAUAUGAUGAGGAGGAUGCUCACAGAGCUGAGGUCCAUGUGAAAACAGAGCCCAGCAGCCCGCUGGCUGAUCCAUCUGACAUUAUACGCAUUACCGUCGGUGAUAAUUUGCCAGUGAACUUCAGGGACUUUCAAGUUAACUUUGAUGAGGGGCCCAGAGGAUUUUACAAACAUUCAGGAAAAAGAAAGGCAAGACUGGACAGCAGGAGGAAUCCAAUUAAAAAGUCCAGGGGUAUGAAUGAACCAGAUUUUGCACCUGAGGACAGCAGGCUGACCACCACACCUCAUAGUCAGAUUAAGGAUGACAAUAUUGAAACGGGUGAAUCAAGGCAGAACAGAAUGUUUAAAUGCUGGAAUUGCUUAAAGGUUUUCAGAUCAAAUGCUGGAUUGUACCGCCAUGUGAACAUGUAUCAUAAUCCAGAAAAACCCUACUCCUGUGACAUUUGUCACAAACGGUUCCACACAAACUUCAAAGUUUGGACCCAUUGCCAGACGCAGCAUGGAGUUGUACAGAACCCAGCACCGUCCUCUAGCUCCUACACUGUCCUGGAUGAAAAGUUUCAGAGGAAGCUGAUUGACAUUGUGCGUGAAAGGGAAAUCAAGAAAGCUUUGAUCAUGAAGCUCAGGCGAAAUAAGCAAGGAAGUUUGCAGUCACAACCAUUUGGCAAAAGGAGUCUGAGAACAAGGUCCAGGUCUUACAUGUGCCCUUAUUGUGGGAAGUUGUUCUGGUUCCAGUCUCAGUUCAAACUGCAUCUGAAGAUGCACACAGGUGAGAAAUCUGACCUUGACGUGGAAAGAGGAGAAGAACUACUUCAAACGCAGGACCAGACAGUUCACUUAAAAGAAAACAAAAGCAAAGAGGUCUACCCUUGUCGUCUUUGCAAUGAGAAACUGACCUCACUGUUUGAGCAGGGAAACCAUGAGAGGGGGUGCAGGCAUGCAACCGUGUGCCCAUACUGCGGUCUCAGAUUUUCAAGCCCGUCGGUUAAGAAGGAACAUGAGACGCAUUGUGAGUACAAGAAGCUGACCUGCCUGGAGUGCAUGCGCACCUUCAAGUCCUCCUUCAGCAUAUGGCGGCACCAGGUGGAGGUGCACAACCAGAACAUGAUGACUGUAAAGGAGCAGAUGUCUCUCAGUCUCCGGGAAAACAACGGAGAAGUCUCAGACCACCUCAGACCCCUGGGCCCCAGCCUGGAGCCUGUAAGUGCAGGGACCUCCAAAGAGGAGAUUGUUUACAGUGAUUCCUCAGGGCCGGUGAUGUUCGAUUCAGAGGACUCGUCUUUCAUGCCAGAGGACCUGAGCAUUCCCCAGCACCAGGGGGAGCUGAAGGUGAAGGAGGAGCCACAGGAGGAGGCGGUAGAUGACAGGGCGGGGCCAGCGUCCUUAGAGGCGGGCCCUGAGGAGCCUGGCGUGUGGCCGUGUGAAAAGUGCGGCAAACUCUUCAGCACGCACAAGCAGCUGGAGCGCCACCAGGAGCUGCUGUGCCACAUCAAGCCUUUCAUUUGUCACAUCUGCAACAAAGCCUUCAGGACAAACUUCCGCCUCUGGAGCCACUUCCAGUCCCACAUGUCCACCUCGGACGAGGCCGGGGCCAGGGAGUGCGACAAGCGCCCCUCCUCUCCCUCCCCCUCUCCACCUCCAGCCACAUCGGCCGCUUGGCCGCCCGCUCCGCAAGUGUCGUCACCAAAAUCCACCCAGCUGGCAGCAUCAGAGACAGCGGGGUCAUCACUGACCACAUUCAAGAAUCCAGAGCAGGAAAAACAAGACAACAGUCUCCUGCCUAAGGCUGACGCUGCAGAUAAGCCUCUUACUCCUCAGGAAUCAGAUACGCUGUUUUACCAUGCACCUACUCUCUCUGCCCUGACCUUUAAGAGACAAUACAUGUGCAAACUCUGUCACAGGACCUUCAAGACUGCUUUCAGUCUUUGGAGCCAUGAACAGAGCCACACCAACCCAUAAUAUAAAGCAUAGGCUAUUUUGUAUACUUUUUUU